CUAACUUCAUUCGGUCUUCAAUGCAAAUUACAAUUCAAGUCAAGCAAGUUUAAUUUUCAUUUUCAAAUUUUCAAAAUUUCAUCAAGUCAGAAUAACCAUGUCGGAUUCAUUCGAUUCGUUUUCGUCGGGCUUAGAGAACAAAAGCGGAGAUAAGGAAUUGCAGGAAUUUCUGAUGGUAGAAAAACAAAAGGCACAAUUCAACGCACAAAUUCACGAAUUCAACGAUUUCUGUUGGGACAAAUGCGUGGAUAAGCCCUCCAACAAAUUGGACAGUAAAACGGAGACGUGCUUGACUAAUUGCGUGGACCGAUUUAUAGAUGUAUCAUUAUUAAUUACGAACAGGUUUUCGCAGUUAUUGCAAAAGAGCGGUGGCAUGUAAAUAGUAAAAGCCGUUUUUAUUAGUAAAAUGAGUGGGUAACUUUGCUCGAAAUGAGUUGUGUUUUUUAUAGGUUAUGUUCAAUCUCAAAUAAAUUUAUUGAUUGAUUAUAACAUGUGUAAUGCUGGUUUGUUUAAUUGAAUAGUGUAUUUGUAAUUUACUCUUCUAAUUUGAGUAUUUGUUUAUUAAAAUAUAUGGUAAAAAAAAGUAAAUUAAAUUUCUUCUGUUUUUUGUGUAUGAAAAUGGAAACAUUUGACUAG
Messenger RNA from Phyllotreta striolata, 636 nucleotides. The record is from the annotation of a GenBank genome assembly. Lineage: Eukaryota; Metazoa; Arthropoda; Insecta; Coleoptera; Chrysomelidae.